Molecule: messenger RNA, 963 nt
Organism: Cannabis sativa
Lineage: Eukaryota; Viridiplantae; Streptophyta; Magnoliopsida; Rosales; Cannabaceae
Product: protein NRT1/ PTR FAMILY 5.5-like
Exons: 2
Coding region: 55-963 (302 amino acids)
Biological process (GO): transmembrane transport
Cellular component (GO): membrane
Molecular function (GO): transmembrane transporter activity
Source: RefSeq, a predicted model, not a curated record
AGGUUCCUAGAUAGAGCAAUAAUAACAUUACCAUAUGACAAUGAGGAGCAAAGAAUGGAGAUUAUCGAAAAUAUUGAUCAAACUAAAAAGGCCUUAUGUAAAAUCCCAUUUUGCAUGACCUUUUUCAUGUUAGGUGUUGUAUCUUCACUAGGAGAAACUUACUUUAUUGAACAAGCAAACACUAUGAACAACAUGGUUGGAAGAUAUAAAGUUCCUCUCGGUGUACUUCAACUAUGCUAUGAAUUUUCCCAAAUAAUCUUUCCCAUAAUUUAUUUGGUAAUUAUGAAAAAACUACUCAAUUUCGAUAGUGAAGGCAGAAAUGACAAUGAUGUGGCCUCUUCAAAAUAUGCUGGUUGUGUUGGAAUAGCAGUGUCGAUAAUUUUCGCAAUACUAUGUUGUUUUGCUGCUGCAAACAUUGAGAAGCGCAGAUUAGAUAAAGUUCCUUACAUGAAAAAUGAUGAUAUAAUUCCCAUGAGUAUGUUUUGGUUGGUUCCACAGUUCUUCCUUCUUGGGAGUUUUGAUGGGAUUUUAGAGAAAAGCAUUGACCUAGUCUUUAAUCAUCAAGCUCAUACUCUUUCAGAUCAUGUCAUGGGUAUUUUUUCUAUGGCCAUUAUCGGUUUUGGAAAAGUUAGUAGUGUCUUAUCGGCUCUUAUAGCUCAAAAGAUUACUGCAUGGGGAGAUAAUACUAGUUGGUUUGUGGAAAACUUAAACGACAGUCGUUUGGAUAAGUAUUAUUGGAUAUUGGCUGCGUUAUUGCACAUUAGAAUCAACAAGUACACCCAAUUAACCUCUCCUCAACCACUGUUGUUGCAUGUUGGAUUGAUUGUUGUUGAUUAUAUUGUUGCCCUCGAUGAAGCUGUUUUUUUCUUUUUUGAAGAGAAGUUGGCUUAUAUUUUUAAUAAUUCAAUUCCUCUCCAAGAAGGUGAGAAAGAUGAAUGUUCAAGUUCAAUACAAGACAGCUGA